CUAUUUUAUAAUUUGGUGACAACAUAUGUGAAUGUUGUUACUUGUUGCCACUGGCGCCGUCACGUUUGUAUCCCUCUCUGUUAACAGAGUGCUGUGUCGUUGACAGUUGACACUCUUCAAUUUCAAUUUCAAUGGAACCCAUUUGCCCUAUUACCUCCACUUCUGCCAAUGAAAUCUCUGCUCUUCUCUCUCCUCCCUCACCUCAUCAACUUCAGGAAUAUUACCACAACGUUUUCUCUACAAGGCACUGCAGUGACAUCACAAUUAAACAAGAUGACAACUCUGGAAAAGGUGUGUAUGCUGCAAUAGACUUCAAAGAGGGGGAACUUGUUCUUAAGGACCAAAUGCUUGUUGGGACUCAACACUCUUCUUUGCAGAUUGAUUGUUUUGUUUGUAGCUUUUGCUUUCGUUUUAUUGGUUCAAUAGAAACUCAAAUUGGAAGGAGACUUUACUUGAAUGAAUUAAGGGCCAAUGAGAGUCAUGGUUGCGAUGAAGGAAGUUCCUCAAACUCUUUGAGAAAUUGUGAUGAAAUGGAUUCAACUGAUGAAGAUGAGAGCACUAUGCGAUGUAGUUCUGGUAGUUCCAAAACUAAAGUUCCUCUACCUGAUGGUGUCGUGGAAUCAUUGAUGAAUGGACAAUUGAGAUUGCCGUGCACUGAGAAGUUCUCCUUGCCUCCAUCUGUUCCAUGCCCUAGUGGAUGCGGAGAAGCUUACUACUGCAGCAUGUCAUGUGCAGAAGCUGAUUGGGAAUCCUCCCAUUCUUUACUCUGUACUGGUGAGAGUUCCAAUCCGAGACGUAGGGAGGCGCUCCUAAAUUUCAUGAAACAUUCUAAUGAAACAAACGAUAUAUUCCUCCUUGCUGCAAAGGCCAUUUCUUCUACGAUAUUAAGGUACCACAAGUUAAAAGCAAAUAGUCUUGCAGAGAAAGGGAAAUAUGAUGCAUCUUGUGUUUUUGACCACUACAAUUUCUCUCUUCUUUUGGAAGCUUGGAGGCCUAUAUCAAUGGGAUACAAGAAAAGGUGGUGGGACUGCGUUGCAUUACCAGAUGAUAUUGAUUCUUCCGAUGAAGCGUCAUUCAGGAUGCAAAUAAAAGAGUUGGCAUUUGAGUCUCUCCAAAUUCUUAAGACGGCAAUAUUUGACAAGGAAUGCGAGCCAUUGUUCUCCCUUGAAAUCUAUGGACAUAUCAUUGGCAUGUUUGAGCUGAAUAAUCUUGAUUUGGUGGUUGCUUCUCCCGUGGAGGAUUACUUUUUAUACAUAGAUGAUAUGAUGAAUCCUGAUAAGGAGGAAGCUGAGAAAAUUACACAACCAAUUCUAGAUGCUCUAGGUGAAGACUAUUCUAUCUGUUGCCAAGGAACUGCAUUUUUUCCUUUGCAAAGCUGUAUGAACCAUUCCUGUUGUCCUAAUGCCAAAGCUUUCAAAAGAGAUGAGGAUAGAGAUGGCCAAGCGACCAUAAUUGCACUGAGGCCCAUCUCUAAAGGAGAAGAGAUAACUAUUUCAUAUGUUGAUGAGGACCUUCCGUUUGAGGAGAGACAAGCAUCCCUUGCAGAUUAUGGUUUUAGAUGCAGAUGUCCAAAGUGCAUUGAAGAAGAGACAUAACGCUAUGCUAUGACCCCAUGGAAAACAUUCAUACACAACCUAUCACUUGGUUAAAAUGCAAGGAAAAGAGGAAAAAUGCAAGGUUCAACAAUGAAUUUUACCAUGCAGCUUCUCCACUCUCCAAUAUUUUGUUUCCUACAUUCAUUGAUUAAUGUUAUAAUAUUAGUCAUGCAACUUUUAGCAAGAUUGUUGAGUUAACUUUUAAACACUUAUCAGUUUCCAGUUCUAGAUCAUAUGUACUCUUUCUUUAAUAAACUCUUAUAAGUUUAAGUCCAUUUUGAUAAAA
Messenger RNA from Cicer arietinum (chickpea), 1881 nucleotides. RefSeq names its product histone-lysine N-methyltransferase ATXR2. The record is from RefSeq and is a predicted model, not a curated record. Gene Ontology annotation, molecular function: methyltransferase activity; protein binding. NCBI's taxonomy places the organism in Eukaryota, Viridiplantae, Streptophyta, Magnoliopsida, Fabales, Fabaceae.